This is a messenger RNA of Drosophila mojavensis, 1289 nucleotides long. RefSeq names its product mitochondrial dicarboxylate carrier (gene Dic2). Gene Ontology annotation, biological process: malate transmembrane transport; phosphate ion transmembrane transport; succinate transmembrane transport. The transcript has 2 exons. NCBI's taxonomy places the organism in Eukaryota, Metazoa, Arthropoda, Insecta, Diptera, Drosophilidae. Bases 346 to 1215 code for a protein of 289 amino acids. The record is from RefSeq and is a predicted model, not a curated record. Gene Ontology annotation, molecular function: antiporter activity; succinate transmembrane transporter activity; oxaloacetate transmembrane transporter activity.
UACGUGAAUUCUCUGUACUGUAUAUCAUCCCUUUGUAUAUCUUAGUCAAAGGCAAUUCAACUUGUUAGACAUGGCUAGGUCAACUAGUUGGAGUCACGCAAAUGAGUCUCUGGACGCAUUGACAAAACAAUGGGGUAAUUUUUCAUUGCGUCGAUGACGUCAGCUGGCCUUGCGAUUUGCGUCAUUUGUGUAUUGCAAUAUAAAUUAUUUUCCGUUUCGCCCAAUUACUGUGGCUACAAAUAUUUUUUAUUUAUUUCAUUAUUAAUAUUUGUUGCGACAAAUGUGUAUGAUGUAAGAAUUACAUUUUAUUAGGCCAAAAUCCGUACUAAGUACGCUAAAUUCAUUAUGUCAUAUAACGAGAAACGCAUUUCCCGUUGGUAUUUCGGGGGUCUGGCCAGUACGUUAGGAACGAUAGUCACACAUCCGUUAGACGUGGUAAAGGUGCAAAUGCAGACGCAGAAGAGAGUGAAGAAACAGAAACUAUCGACAGUCGGUUUCAUGCACAUGUUAGUCAAACAGCACGGCAUAUAUUCGCUUUUCAAGGGCAUAUCUGCUUCGCUGAUGCGUCAGUACACCUAUACAAUGGCACGCUUUGGCAUAUAUGCCGCAGGCGCCAGAGUGGUUGACACCCACUCGAUGACGAGCAAAGUGCUGCUGUCCGCUUUCAGUGGGGCCGCAGGUGGACUCAUUGGUGCGCCGGCAGACUUGCUGAACGUGCGCUUGCAGAACGAUGUCAAGCUGCCGCUAGAGAACAGAAGAAACUACAAGAACGUUUUUGACGGUCUGGUGCGCGUGUGCCGGGAGGAGGGCUGCUUCAGUCUGCUUAAUGGCGCAUCCUUUGCUGCGCUGCGAGGCGCUUUUAUGACCGUUGGACAGAUUGCCUUCUAUGAACAGACUAAGGACAUUCUACUAACCGCAGGCUUUCCAGCCCGCGCCGAUACUUAUGUCUUCUCGUCGAUCAUAUCGGCCAUUGCAGCGACACUUCUUACCCAGCCAAUUGACGUGGCCAAAACGCGUUCGAUGAAUGCGGCUCCUGGCAAGUAUAGAAGCCUCACAGAUGUAUUUUACAAAACAGCCUUAGAGGGGCCCAUGGCAUUCUACAAGGGCUCGAUACCAGCCCUUCUACGCCUAGUGCCGCACACAGUAUUGCUUUUCGUAAGUCUCGAGUUUUUACGCUCAUACUUUGGAUAUUUACCGAAUGAAAAGUCGGUUUGAACCUAAUCUGACUUAGUAUGGCAUUUAUACCUUUAACUAAACUUGUAUAUUCAUAAAAUAAAAAUUUGUUUUUA